Molecule: messenger RNA, 1984 nt
Organism: Hibiscus syriacus
Lineage: Eukaryota; Viridiplantae; Streptophyta; Magnoliopsida; Malvales; Malvaceae
Product: plant UBX domain-containing protein 8-like
Exons: 10
Coding region: 16-1305 (429 amino acids)
Molecular function (GO): ubiquitin binding
Source: RefSeq, a predicted model, not a curated record
AACCCUAAUUUCGCAAUGGCGAGAGCUAAUCAAGCAGCAAUCGACACUUUCAUCAGCAUCACUGGGGCACCCGAAGCUGUUGCCAUUUUAAAGUUUGAGGAGUAUGCUGGUGAUCUCAAUACAGCUGUAAAUGCACAUUUCAGCAAAGGAGAUAGGCCAGCAUCAACCACAGUUCAUGUAGAUGAUGUAAUGGAUAUAGAUGAUCCAAUUGAAGUUGUACCAAACGGGACAUGGGUUACACGUCCAAGGGAGGUGAGAGAGGCACCAAUAGAGGUUAAGAAUAGCAAUGAGCUAUCCAGUCAUUCUGGUAAUGCUCCUGCUGAUGAGGAUGUCUCUGAAACUGCACAAGCCCAUGGCCAUAAUGUCCAUGAGACUGUUAUAAUUGAUGAAGUAUAUGAGGAUUCAGCAGUGCAGCAGAAUGAUAACUCUAAUUACCGAGAUGUUACACCCAGUGCUCCUGCUUUUGAUGAUUUGCCAGAUUAUGGAAAUGACAUUGAAGAACAAAUGAUUCGAGCUGCCAUUGAGGCCUCCAAACGGGAUGUUGAGGAGUUGAGUGAUCCUGGACCUUGGCAUAAUAUGUCAAAUUCGGACGAUGCUGCACUUGAAGAAGCAGUUUCAACGUCUUUGAUGGCUGCGGAGCAAGAGAAGGCAUUGCGUGAGCAGGGUUCCUGUUCUGGAACGUCACAAGUGGAGACUUCUAAACCAGAUGAGGAACAUCUUGUAAACAUGCCAGCCUCAAAUGGAAGGUUAAUGGAAGGAAGCUCUUCCAUUCAAGAUGAAGCUGAAGAUGGGAAUGAGCAGCGCCUAGUUAGGUCAAGGUCCAGGGAAUCUGCAAAUGAAGUUGGAGUUGUGGAGCCCAGUUCACCAUCAAGUCCUGGACAGCAAGGCAUAGGGAAUCUCCCAUUGAACAAUGGAAAUGCAUUCCCUUCUGAUGAGUGGGGAGGUAUCUCUUCUGUGGAACAUGAUGAGGCAGUCAUGCUUGAGGCUGCAAUGUUUGGUGGAAUCCCUGAAAGUGGAUAUCGUUUUGCCUAUGCACCUCAUCAGUUCAUUCAACCUGAGGGAUCCAAUCCCUGGCGUGCCCCUCAUCCUCCAUCACCCUCUUUGGCUGCUCAACGGCUGAUACGGGAACAGCAAGAUGAUGAGUAUAAUGCAGCAUUGCAAGCGGAUAGAGAAAAAGAGUUUAAGGCAAUUCAAGAAGCUGAAGCUUUCUGUUUAGAGGAGGAAGCAGCUAGAAAAGCUGCUCUUGAAGAAGAACAAAGAAAACAGGUAAUUAGUUAUGCUCCAAUCAUCGGUAAACCUGGAUGAGAUUCUAACAUUAAGUAUAUUCUUUACUUGUUUACUUUUAUGAUUUUAUGGGACGAUUAAAACUUUACCAGUAAACAUGUAUUGUAUGUAAACCAAACUUUGAUACAUGCAUGGACGGGGCAAAACCAAACUUGUAAAUCUUGAACAAAUUGUUGUCAAAAUUAUUUCAAGCCAUCCCAUGGAUGUAUAACUGAAUAUGAUAGAAAUUGCAUUCUAUUUUUCAGAUAAUUUAGGUUUCUCUCUACUAGAAAAAAAAAUAAUACAUUUUGUUGCUUUUGUUUGCAAUCAACAUAAGAUCAUGCCGCUAUACUCCAUUUAGGCUUUAGUUGAGUUCUCUGCCUCAGGAGCCAUCAGCCAAUGAGAAAAAUGCUGUAAACCUUCUAGUGCGAAUGCCAGAUGGCAGUCGUAGGGGCCGUCUAUUUCUCAAGUCUGACAGGCUGCAGUCUCUGUUUGACUACAUAGAUAUCGGAAGAGGAGUCAAGACGGGAACUUACUGAUUGGUGAGGCCAUACCCGAGGCGUGCUUUCGGUGACGGAGAGAGCAGUUUAACACUGAAUGAACUCGGCUUAACAAACAAACAAGAAGCCCUAUUUCUCGAGUUGAUCUAAUAAAAUCCACAAACUGUUGCAAGAAUACUAUAGAAAAACUAGUAUGAGGCUUUAGAGGUUCAUUGGAACCG